CCCACCCUUCUCUCCUAUCUUCUUUCUUCCCCUCAACAGACGAAAGAAGCCGGAUAGCUGACCUGGACACUCCAAGGACAAGGCUCGUAUCAUCGGAAAGAAAGCAGGUCAGAUACGUGCUGCUGCGGCCAAAGUUGUUGAUGGUGGCCAUUCCGUUCUUGUCGCCGAGCCCAGAACCGCAUCCUACAGUCAGGAACAAAGAUCAAGACAGACCAACAGCAUAAGUACCAACACACCCUCCUAUCGCUCAUUUUGUCUUAUACACCCUUCCACAAAGGACUGCGCUCGCCUCACUUUGUCUAGCACAGUCUCCGAGUCGAGACAGCCACAACCCUCUCGACUUCUUCUGGUACGACAUUCCACUCUGCAUACUUGUCUCCCUCCUAUUUUAUUGCAUGUCAGUUUCAUGGGACGUCGAUUACGGAUUCACCAUAUAAGACGUGCCUUACCUGUCCCCAACCCUCCUCGAGGAUACCCUCCGAGUCCUAGCAUCCUUACAAUUCUCGUCUCCAUCAUGGCUCCCCUUCCAGCCGGUGUUAUCAAUCUCACUGCCGGCCCGCCGAAACACCCUCAAGGGGCGAAAGGCGGACCGCAUCCACCGCCUCCUCCACCGGCCCCCAAGCCUCCCGUCCACGGAGCGCCGGCUCAUCAUGUCGUUCAACGUCCAGCAGCCCCGAUGGUAGCCCCAAUGAUGAUGCCUCGGCCCAUGCCGGUUCAGCCUCCCAACGACGUGAUUCCACCUGAACUACGGCGCAAGCGUCUCGUUGAGCGAUCAGAUCUUCGCAACGAACGCAUGACCGAUGCCGAUGCACGCGAAGCCUUGUCCGAGUAUGUCGUAUACCGGUUCGAAAAGGUCCAUGACCCAAACGAGAUUGACGACGAAGGAAACCCCGUCAGAUCGACCUGGGAGAAUGUCAUCCGCACAGAGGUCCAGGACCUCCCCAAGCCGGCCAUAACCCGAACCAUCCGUCAACUUGAUGCCGAAGGCAAGACGGCAAUGCAGAAGAAGCUAGACCUCACAGGAACGCAGCAGCGUCAGAUCGAAAAGGCGCAAAACAAUCUCGACGCACAUAACCUUGACAAGCGGUUCUAUUACACACUGCAGCAGAUCAGCACCAAGAUCAGGAAGCUUAGCAAGGACUCUAUUGAGUACCGCCAGUACAUGGCUGGGAAAGAGGCUAAGAAGGUCGUGGUAACCAAGUUUAAAGAAAGGAAAUCGAAGAAGAACCUCCUGGAGACGAUCUCGAUGACGGUGUAUUUCAAACGAGAGCCGCGCUUCGGCGAGGAUGCAAAGGCCAUUCUCAAGGAGAGAGAACGGGAGAUUGAAUAUCAACAACGCCUGCGUGACCAACAGCGGCAGCACCAUCUUGAUCAUCAAUUCUUGGCACGGCAGCAAGGCCAUGAGUUGGCGAUGCGACAGCAACAGGAAGAGUUUCUGCGACUUCACCCGCAACCAGUGGCUGUACCGCCUCGCCCUCCGUUCCCGUUGCAGAAGCCUGGCAAAGAGAAAGCCGACGUCAAAGUCAUCAAGACAGAGAAGGGCAAAACCAAGGUUUAUGACAUCCCUUCUAGAAGCUCAGGAAGCUCUAGAAGCUCGCGUUCGGACGAUAGUUGGAGCGAGUCGGACCGGACGCCGAGUACAUCCGUCACUGGGUCCUCCGAUUCCGGCAGGCAUAAUCACCGCCGCGGCCGUCAUCCAAGUCGCGGUCGCAGUCGAAGCCGUAGCCGUAGCCGUAGCCACCGUCGAUACCAUACGAAGCAGGACUAUCGCCUCUUUGAUUACGAUGUUCCUCGCGGUCGUAUGCCUGGUUCACCUCCACCCCCACCACUUAUAAUGCCUGGCGGAGUCGACCGCUUCGAGCAUGAGGCAUUUCGGCCCCGGCGGCUAGCAGAUACGGCCUAUAACAACGACCUGGAAGACAUUGAGCUGUUGAACAGUCUCGGCCGCCGUCGACCAGUUGUGCUUCCGCCCCGUGUCAUCCACAGGCGACCCAGCUUCCGCAUUGUUGAUUCGGAAGAGGUUGUUCGUGCAAGACAUGAAGAUGAUUUGGAUAAUGUGAGGAAAUUGACGAUCCGUGAUGAAGUGAGAUUUGAAGAUCGACGGGUGGGCGAGGAGGAGCUGGCUGCCGACACACGGAGGCGACGACUGGAAACUCGAUUCCGUCGGUCUUCUCUAGAAAGAGGCGCCUUGUUUCGAGACGAGGAAACGUACGAAGAGAGAGCGCGACAAGCAAAACAGUACAUGAGCCGGCACCAUGACAAUCCGUUUGAACCGCUAGGGCGAUCAGGGGCGAGGUACCACAACUAGGGUAGCCCAAGUUUGCAAUCCUUUCCGGGGUUUCUUUCCACGCUUGAGGAUGUCGUCGAUAGCUAUACGCCUCAUUGAUCGGCAAGAAUGAAACUAUUCUGUGUUAAUGCUUUAGUCGAAACAAAAGUUGAACAGGCAGUGUCUUUCCAGAGGGCAGCAUAGUGAAAUUGACCAAUGAGAGAUCCGAAUAAUCAGUUUGACAACGUGAGCAACUUCCUCGUCCCAGUGAAAACAAAAUCUGGCAAUGCAGCUUGCAGGUUGCAGAGACGCCGAGGUAGCACAGCACAAACAUGGAAGGCGAGAGCUUGAAUAAGUAGUGCCGGGUCCAGCUGGAGGAGUUCUGCCCAACCUUUGUGCCUAAAAGGUUGCUAUUGGGGUCGACUGCAGAUAGUCAAUCCCCCGCGCUCAACAUGAGGCGAACGAACAGCUUCUCCUUCGACGACAUUGCAUCGAGGCGCAGGCUCUUUCUGCAAAAGAGAGGAGCUACAUGGUGAACGUGGACGGUCCGCAGCCAAUGACGGUGAUUGAGCAACAUGCUAUUGGACAAUUUGAAUAGUCCGUCGAGGUAGCCAGUAGUCCGUCAGUUGUUCCUAAAGGAAGUGGAAUAAGUCUCUAGUGCGUAUGUGCGUAUUCCAAUUGUAGAAAAGGCAGGCAAAUGGCGAAUGAUCAUCGGGGAUAAGUCGUACAAAGAGGUGGCAUAAUU
This is a messenger RNA of Colletotrichum scovillei, 3011 nucleotides long. RefSeq lists its product as uncharacterized. The record is from RefSeq and is a predicted model, not a curated record. The transcript has a single exon. The coding region runs from base 407 to 2308 and encodes 633 amino acids. NCBI's taxonomy places the organism in Eukaryota, Fungi, Ascomycota, Sordariomycetes, Glomerellales, Glomerellaceae.